Messenger RNA from Aureobasidium uvarum, 855 nucleotides. Lineage: Eukaryota; Fungi; Ascomycota; Dothideomycetes; Dothideales; Saccotheciaceae. The record is from the annotation of a GenBank genome assembly.
AUGUCGCCAAAGGUCUUUUUCGUCACGGGAACAUCCACCGGCUUUGGUGCCGAGUAUGUCAAGAAGAUCAUCUCUGAGGGUGAUCAUGCAAUCGCUACUGCUCGCAACUCGUCCAAGCUGGAGAAGCCCGAGGGAGCUACCGAUGACAACUACCUUGCUGUAGACUUGGAUGUCACCAAGAAAGAUUCCAUUGACGCUGCAUUCAAGAAGGCCAUUGACAAGUUUGGACGCCUGGAUGUCGUUGUCAACAAUGCUGGAUACGGUCUCGCUGGCGAAUUCGAAAGUCUGAGCGAAGAGCAAAUCCGCAAGCAGAUGGAAGUCAACUUCUUCGGCCUCCUCGACGUAACCCGCAAAGCCCUCACCAGCAUGCGCGCCCAGUCCCCACAAGGUGGCGUAAUCCAACAAGUAACCUCGAUUGGCGGCCAACGCGGCGUCCCCCUCUUCUCCAUCUACUGCGCCUCCAAAUGGGCAGUCGAAGGCUACACUGAAGCCCUGAGCAAGGAACUCAAGCCCGAGUGGAACAUCUCACUCACCUGCAUUGAGCCAGGAGGUUUCCGCACCGAUUGGGCAGGGAGAAGUAUGGACUUCGGCGCCAACAAGAAUGAGGAUUAUGAUCAUUUGGAUGCGAAGAGCGCCAUGCAGAAGAGGAAUGGUACGCAGGCUGGUGACCCGAAGAAGGGUGCUAGGUGCAUGUAUGAGUUGGCUGUUAUGAAGGAUCCGCCAUUGAGAUGUGUGAUUGGCACUGAUGCCUAUGCUGGUAUCAAUGACAAGUUGGAUCAGUACAGGGAGAACGUCAAGAAGUUUGAAAAGUUGAGUACUAGCACUGAUGUUGAUGGGUACAAGGCUCCUUCUUAG